AUGGAGAACGCCGGGUUUCUCUCUAAAAUUGCCGGCAAUCUUGUCAAGAGUGCGGCUAGUGGCGAGAUGGUUACUGUGGGCUCAUUUUGGAAGACACAGACCUGUGUUAUCCAUUUCAUGCGUCGGUUUGGAUGACCUUUGUGCAGGCUGGGUGCUAAAGAGUUGAGCUUACUCAAGCCCCAGCUAGAUGCACACAACAUCCGCCUUGUUGGUGUUGGACUUGAGGAGUUUGGCCUUGAGGAAUUUGUAGAAGGGAAAUAUUGGGAUGGAGAAUUGUAUGUUGAUCUUAAGAAGCAGACUUAUGCUGAUAUUGGGUACAAGCGAUUUUCAUAUUGGAAUAUUUUGGCUGCCGUAUUCAGCAAGAAGGCAAGAGAAGCUCUAGCAAAGAGUAAAGCUGCCGGCAUCACAGGCAACAUGAAAGGAGAUGGUUUAGGGACAGGAGGAACUCUCAUUGUCAGUAAGGAGGGAAAAGAAGUCCUUCUGAAUUUCAAGCAGUCCUCUCCUGGUGACCAUGUGCCAUUGGCUGAUGUCCUGAAGGCACUUGGUAUUGAUGAACCAGUUCCGAUUAUGGAAACUUCCAAAUCUGCCGAAGAGAACAAGGGUGAUGCAGCAGAGGGAGGCAGACUAUAGAUGUCACUGAAAGAAUACACAUUUGACAUUGAGAGAUAAGAGAAAUAAUGUGGUAAUCUCUCCUCUAGUCUCAGAAUUCACAAACUUGUACUUCCAACUGCAGACAUUGAUGUUUCCAAAGAUCUUGGCUGAGCAGAGUACUUGUUCUCUAGUGAGCAAGUUCAGUAUUUCAAAAAGGUAGGUCAUUUGAGAAUAAAAUGUGAAAUCACAACAGCUUGAAUGUUUUUAGUUGUGAGGGUGGAUGUAUGACCACACAGAUGUUGCUGAAUUCAUACAUAAUGAUAUUCUUCAAUGACCUAAAAUGCACUACAUGUUGUGCAUGUGAUGUUGAAAUAUAAAAUUGGCUCAUUCAAUAGAAUUCUAUUCACUUGACUGUACAUUUUGUUAAGAAUGUCAAACUGUCAUAUUGAUUUCAUGUUUUUGUUUGUUGACAACUCAUUGAACCAAAAAGUGGUUCUCUUAAUAAAAAUUAAGGGUUAGUAGGAUGUUGUGAAAAUCUAGCUUCAGAAACAUUUUGCUGGUAUUGGUAUGGGCAAUCAUGCAUAAUUGUUACAAAUUCUGCUACUUGUUGCUCAAACUAGGAAAUUGUGCAAUUUAACAGUUUCUGGGCCAGUAUUUCAGUCUUGUGAAAUGUUAAUUUGAACCAAAGCACUGUUAGGGUAGUUUUCAGACUGCCGAUGUUAGCAAAUGAUUUAAAAAUGUCUCUAUAUUUCUUGAUGUUUUUCCAAGUUGAUGAUCUUACUGAAUUCUGUGGUCAACUGCUCUAUGAUGUCGCAAGGCUAAACUCGUUAUCACGUGUGUCUUGUAACUGAUUCUGUCUCUGCAUUUUGCCACUUUACUCAGUAUGUUCAUCAGCCUGGGAAUCCAAGAUUAGCUCCUAGAGUGGUUAAGUGUGUAAUUGAGAUCGCAGAUUAAAUUGUUCUGUGAAGUCAA
Molecule: messenger RNA, 1563 nt
Organism: Acanthaster planci (crown-of-thorns starfish)
Lineage: Eukaryota; Metazoa; Echinodermata; Asteroidea; Valvatida; Acanthasteridae
Product: prostamide/prostaglandin F synthase-like
Biological process (GO): prostaglandin biosynthetic process
Molecular function (GO): prostaglandin F synthase activity
Source: RefSeq, a predicted model, not a curated record